GUCGUCGACUCUCGUGUCCCGACCAGCUUUUCGUCUCUUCGACUUCCCCAAGUGUAGUCGAGCAACAACACAAGUACCAGCCAACGUUUCAAAUAAGCGCCAACUGACCAAGCAGCAAGGGCUUCAGGCAAGCUUCCGAACGCACGACAUCUAGACACGCAUCCUGCCAUCUCAAGUACAGUGACUCACGAAUCUACCAACUCAUAAGCCAAGAUGAUGCUCUCCCGCCGCGCCCUCUCCUUCCAGGGGCCCACGUUCUCCCUCCGUCGCGCCGCCGCCGUCCGCGCGCUUUCGUCUCGCGCAAGCGCUAUCCUUAGCGAGCUCGACAUCCCCACCACCGCCACCGAAGUGCCCGGCGUGUACGAUGGCGCAUGGAAGGGUUCCGGAGAGAUACUCGAGAGUAAGUGCCCUACUACGGGCGAGGUGCUUGCGCACGUCCAGUCGGCAACGCCACAGGAGGUCCAGCAGACCCUCGAGAAGUCCAGGGAGGCGCACAAGACCAUCCGGACCAUGCCCGCUCCUAAGCGUGGCGAGGUCCUUCGCCAGGUCCGCGAGGCACUUGCUGCCAAGCGCGAUGUUCUCGGCGCCCUCGUUUCGCUCGAGAUGGGUAAAAUUAAGACGGAAGGUGUCGGCGAGGUCCAGGAAUUUGUAGAUAUCUGCGACUAUGGGGUCGGCCUCUCCCGCAUGAUGAAUGGCCGCGUUGUCGCCUCCGAACGUCCCGGACACACCAUCUACGAAUUACCUAACCCGCUCGGUGUUGUCGGCGUUCUCACUGCGUUUAAUUUCCCCGUCGCUGUAUAUGGCUGGAACUUUUCCCUCUCCUUCGCCGCAGGAAACGCGACCGUCUGGAAGCCGUCUCCGAGUACUCCACUCUGCGGUAUUGCCGUCACGCGUAUUAUCGCUGGCGUGCUCGAACGCAAUGGCAUCCCUGGUGCCGCCUCGUCGCUCCUCGCUGGUGGCAAGGACGUUGGUCUGGGCAUUGUGAACAGCGAAGACGUCCCGCUCGUGUCAUUCACGGGCAGCGAAGCCGUCGGUCGCGAGGUCGGCAAGGCGGUUCAAGGGCGCUUCGGGAAGACCAUUCUCGAGCUCGGCGGUAACAAUGCGUCCAUUGUCAUGUCCGACGCGGACCUGUCAAUGGCGCUGCCCGCGAUUUAUUUUGGUGCUGUCGGCACUGCUGGUCAGCGCUGUACGACAACGCGCCGGCUGUAUGUCCACCGUGACAUUGCGCCGCGCGUGCUCGAAGAGCUCACUCGCUUGUACGGCACGGUCCGCGUCGGUGACCCGCUUGACGGUCGUACUUUGCUCGGACCUCUGCACACCGCCCAGGCGGUGAGCACUUACGGUGCUGCGGUUGACCGUCUGCGCAGCUCAGGCGCUGAGAUCCUUACUGGCGGUGAGCGCUACAAUGACGGCGCACUCUCCGGUGGCCACUUCGUUAAGCCCACCAUCGCUGUGCCCAAAAAUCCUCAGCCGUCGUCGGCGAGUGAGAUCUGGCGCACGGAGACGUUCGCGCCUAUCUUGAACGUCGCCGUGUUCGACGAGCUCGAGCAGGCGAUCGAAUGGAACAACUCUGUCCCCCAAGGCCUGUCCUCCAGCCUGUGGACCCGCGACAUCCGUAAUGUGGGUCGCUGGUUGGGUCCCGAAGGCUCGGACACCGGAAUUGUAAACGUUAACGUUGGUACAAGCGGGGCGGAGAUUGGAGCCGCGUUUGGGGGCAACAAGAGCACUGGAUGGGGCCGCGAAUCUGGUGGCGACGCCUGGAAGCAGUACGUGCGCUGGAGCGCGUGCACUGUUAAUUUCUCGGACGCAGCGCCGCUGGCCCAGGGCGUGGACUUCUCCGGAUGAAAGAUGGAGCAGACUUUCCGUAUAAGACUAGGCCUAGAAAUACAGUAGGACUAGGAAUAGCAAUGAGGAUACGACAUAGGGUGGGUAGAGAUCACAAUGCUCGCGUGGAGGCGAUCGAAGGGCCCGGUGUCUAUUUUUGCUCGGACUGUGCAGUGACUCUGCUUUGGAUUUAUAUAGCCAUUGGUUGCAGGGAUGGAUGGGACCAGAGGACACGCGGGGGGCAAUAAGCUGGUGUUGUGGCACCGGUGGACGAGGUGAAUAACAGCGGAGGAACGAUAACGACAUACGCAUCAGGACAUGGGAUCAGGCAAAAGGAUGAUAUAUGACCGUGAGAGCGCCCGGGCUGUCAGCGUCCUUCUGCAUCAGCGAGGAGACCGAGACGAGCGCGAGCGAGCGUCGAGCGGGCAGUGGAUAGGAUGAGCAUGAUUUCAGAUAUGGGUUUCUCCGCGCCUGGCCUGUUGCCGUCCGCGUUGACCGUAAGUAAGCGGCGGGCGGGGGAGGAAAGGGUGCUGACGCGAGCACGGUGACGAGGAUGAUGGGGUGGUGCGGUGGCAGUUCUUGGAGGAUAUCUUGGAUCGCCGAUCGAACAUGACCAGAUUAAUCUUGACUUUUGGUGGGUGGUGGGAGGAGACGUGGACGCGUUGUCGAGCUCGAGGCGAAAUGACAUGACAUAUGCAUACCCGAAUCCCGUAUCCAGCUGCCCCUGCCCUAUCACAAUAUUAACCUCCAACCAACUGGACCCGCGCUCUCCCCUUCCCUCUCCCUCUCAUCCCGUGAACCACCUUCCUCUCCCUCUUCCGCAUAUACGCACAUAUAUAAGACUCCGUUGAUUAUCUUACCACACCUUUAACUCCACCCCAGCACCCAAGUCCACUCGACCCUG
Coniophora puteana RWD-64-598 SS2 is the source of this 2728-nucleotide messenger RNA. Its product is annotated as NAD-aldehyde dehydrogenase. The coding region runs from base 214 to 1845 and encodes 543 amino acids. The record is from RefSeq and is a predicted model, not a curated record. NCBI's taxonomy places the organism in Eukaryota, Fungi, Basidiomycota, Agaricomycetes, Boletales, Coniophoraceae. The transcript is spliced from 13 exons. Gene Ontology annotation, molecular function: aldehyde dehydrogenase (NAD+) activity.